This is a messenger RNA of Helobdella robusta, 417 nucleotides long. RefSeq lists its product as hypothetical. The transcript is spliced from 5 exons. Gene Ontology annotation, biological process: retrograde transport, endosome to Golgi; endoplasmic reticulum to Golgi vesicle-mediated transport. Gene Ontology annotation, cellular component: membrane; endoplasmic reticulum. The record is from RefSeq and is a predicted model, not a curated record. NCBI's taxonomy places the organism in Eukaryota, Metazoa, Annelida, Clitellata, Rhynchobdellida, Glossiphoniidae. The coding region runs from base 1 to 417 and encodes 138 amino acids.
AUGUUACCUGUCACCGAUUUACAAAAAAUCGGUGUUGGCCUAACAGGAUUUGGAGUUGCAUUCAUAUUUCUAGGAAUCGUUUUAUUUUUCGACAAAGGCUUGCUGGCCAUAGGGAACAUCUUAUUCAUAACAGGCCUAACUGUUGUAAUAGGCUUGGAGAGAACUGCUAGAUUUUUUUUUCAAAAGCAUAAAUUAAAAGGGACGUGUUUUUUCUUUGGGGGUGUGGCCAUUGUUCUGCUUGGCUGGGCAUUCGUCGGCAUCCUUAUCGAACUCUAUGGGUUUUUCGUCCUUUUUAGUGGUUUUCUGCCUGUGGUUGUAAAUUUCUUAAGAAGGUUGCCUGUCAUUGGAUAUCUGCUAUAUUUGCCUGGCAUAAGCUAUCUUGUCAAUAAAGUUGGAGAGCCUCAGGGGAUGGUCUGA